Messenger RNA from Paramisgurnus dabryanus, 2395 nucleotides. Lineage: Eukaryota; Metazoa; Chordata; Actinopteri; Cypriniformes; Cobitidae. The record is from RefSeq and is a predicted model, not a curated record.
AAAGAGCUUCCGCCCAAGAGCUUUAUUAUCAUUAAUCAUUAAUACGUAAAAGUUUUCGUGAUGUUUUGAACAGACAUCUUGAUAUUAGAUGCGUUCGUUUCGGUCAGAGUGUAAAAUCCCAAUGCUCGAUACGUGAUCACAAAGGUGGGGAUAUUUCUAAAGAGUUCUUCCAUAGCUGUCCACAUUAACGUGUUUGAUCGGCCCGUCAUGGCGACAUCUGGAGGAGACAGCAGCAUCCUGGAGGAGGAGCUGACGUGUCCCGUGUGUUUGGACCUUUACCGUGACCCCCACCUGCUGCCCUGUGGCCAUAACUUCUGUCUUCCUUGCCUGCGCAGACUCAAAAGCCAAUCGGACCACGGCCGGUUGAGAUGUCCCGAGUGCAGGCAGAGUCACCGCAGCUCCGCCAGCUGGCAGAAAAACUUCAAACUGGCCAACAUCGCCGACGGCUUCCGCCGGCAUGCCCAAUCAGACCGCCACAGCCGGAGCGGCCCGCCUCACGCACACGCCGAGGUGCGCUGCGACUACUGCACAACAGAGGGUGGUGAGAAGGAUCCCAAAGCUGUUAAAACCUGCCUAAAAUGUGAAGUGUCUAUGUGCCCGAAGCACGUUCAGCCUCACCUCGAGCUCCCAGCGUUUCGAGAGCAUCCUUUGGUGGAGCCGUUGAAAGAUAUGAGAAAACGAAAGUGUGUGGAGCAUGAUGAAAUGUUCAAGUACUACUGCGUGGACGAGCGGCUCUUCUUGUGCAAUGCCUGCACCAUAGAGGGAACUCACAAUGGACAUUCAAUCAAAACGUUAAAAAAUGCCAUGAAAGAUCUCAAGGUUUGUGUUGACAUUCAGAUGCACAAGGUGAACAGAAAGAUCGUAAGGGUGGAAAAAACCCGUCAGGAACAAAAAGAGAUUGAGCGCCAAAACAAGGCCUAUCUGGAUGAUACAGAGGAUCAUCUAGGAGCUUUUCGAGAGACCUCCAUUGCACAGUUGGAUGCGUUUCUGUCUUCCAUGCGUGAUUGCGUUCACACACAUGAAGUUGAGCAGGGAUCUGGAGUACAACAGAACCUGAGCCAAAUCGCUCAAGAUCAGACUCGCCUGCAGGGGGUUCACUCGGGGCUCGACAGACUUCUACAGGAGAACGAUCCUUUUCAGUUCAUUAAGGAAUAUAAUUCAUCUGAGAAAAGGUACCGGAGGCUGUUAAGAAAACCUCUGUUCUUCCCAGAUGAGCCCACAGUCGACACGGAGCCGCUCUAUGAGAUCGUUGAAGGGAAAAUGACGGAGUUUAUCGCUGAAUUACGUCUGCAGGCCUCCACUCUCAUCAGUACAAUCUGUCAUUUUGAGGGAGCAGACGGUGUGGAUGAGGAUGAGGAAGAAAGCUUUGAGGAUGAUUACAAUGACAGCGGCAGUGAGGUAGAUGACGAAGAGGAGAUGAGGAGUGAGGAAGAGGAAAAUCUCAGCACAGGAGCAGAGACUGCAGAUGAAGAGUACACACCCGAGGAAGAUGAUGAUGAUGAGGUGGAGGAGGAAGAUGAUGAUAAUGAUGAAGACGAGAACUAACAGAUAAUCUGCACUGCUGCCGUCACACUGGCGAGUUGCCAAAGCCCUCAGACCCGUGUGUGUUUAAAGUCAGUAUUCAGUCUUGUAUCGUUAAGACUUUUUGGUGAAAAGGUUUGUUUUUUGUUGAUAUCUUAGCACAAAAUUAAAUUAAGAAUAUUUUUCACUUUUACAUUAAAUAUCAUUUGUCUAAUAAUUAAGGUGUUAAACAGGAGAUACUUUGAAAAGUACAUUUGGAUCCAGUCAGAGAUUGUAAUGUCUUUCUAACAAUAUUAUUUAUUUGAGAAAAAAACAAGAGCUCUUUUCAGGUUUGUUUUACUAGCUCAGGGUAGAAAUGUUAACACUGUCGUCACUUUGGGGUGGACUUCAGUUGCACUUUUUUCUUUUGCUUUUGUCAAGAUGCAAAAAUGUAUAUAAUAAACAACUAAUGAUUGUAUUGCCAGAAAGUGAUGUGUUGAAAAAAUAAAGUAUGCAUCAUUUACAGAACAAUAGUGAACACUGAUUCUUGGGAAUUUGGAUAAAACAGGUCUAAAUUUUGGGAAAAAAAUAAGUUAAAUUAAAAAAUCUGAAGGUAUAUCAUUAUAGACCAAGGUCUUGACUGUUCACUUACUGGUGCAAGCCCCCCCCCCCCCCCCUGUUUGUAUUUUUUUCAUAAAAUAGGCGUUUUUUCCAGUUACUACUCAUACAACAUUUACUUUAAGCCUAAAUAGAAAAAGUAAUGAUUUUUUUAUUUAAUAAACAUACUUUGUAUUAAUAGAGACUAUUAAUUUAAUAACUCAACAGCACUGAAGAAACAUUGUAAGCAUAUUCAUUUAAAACAAAUAAAACUCCGUCUGACGGUGGUGACACUAAU